UCUAAUCCCAUCAUUAAAAAAAACAAAAAACCUAAUCCAGUAACUUUUUUUUUAAAAUAAGUAUUUUUCAGAAAUUAAAUCCCUCCUCCCACACCUUCGGCAAAGCCUCCAAAAAUAUUCUCAUAAACCCCUCCACCCCUUGAUUAUAUAUUUAUUACAAUUCUGCCUUCCCGUCCCUUCUCUCCAUAUUUUCCUUUUUCUCUUUCUAUUCCCGAAAUACCCUUCCAUCGUCCCCUAAAUUACCUUCUCUCAUUGCUGCGUCGGGUGUCGGAUUCAAUCGGGAAUCAGAACAUAUCUCCGAAGACAUCUCUCCUUCCGUUCUUCUAGAAUAUUCUGAUCCAAUGGAGCUGAAAGUUUCAUCACCUAAACUUGCUGGUGGUUCUCUUCCUGAUUGCAUCAGUGAUCCAGAGGAGAAAGAGGUCAGUGAUGAUGAUGAUGAUGAUCGCAACCAUAAGCAUCGCAGGCGAGAUAGACAUCCUCAAUCAUUAGAGAGAGAUUCUAUGGACCCACUAUUUACAAGACCAUACAGAAAGCACAAGAAACCUUUUGAAACUGGGCAUCCAGUCAGAGAAAAUGAAUCUUUAGCAGGUGAAGCCUGGAAAAAUUCUAAUGGUUUGCCUCCAAAAACUGACUUGACAUCUAAGUUUGAUAGAAAACACCCUGGAUUUGCAUCACUUCCUCGAGGAGAUUUGGAUCUGAACCAGAGAAUUAGGUCAAACCAAACAUUCAACAGAGAUUCUGGUCCUGGUAGGGGAAGAGGAAGGGAUAACUCUUCUUGGAAUCAACAUGAUUCUAGGUUCAACUUUGUUGAUAUUGCUUCUCAAAUGGUUCAGCCAGGUUCUGUUGCUCCAGGUCUCUUCGCAAGAAGGAGAUUACAAAAUGUUUCAAUUGCACAAAGCCCAUCAUGGAGCACCUUUGGGCUUGUGCCAGGAAUACCUAAUGGUAGCCUAGAUACACUUCAUCCUCUUGGUUUACAAGGGGUUCUCAGGCCACUGACAAAUUCUUCGUUGAAUAGGUGCAUUCCUCGCCAAUGUUGUAGAGACUUUGAGGAGCGUGGAUUUUGUCUAAGAGGAGAUAUGUGCCCAAUGGAGCAUGGUGUCAAUCGUAUUGUUGUUGAAGAUGUUCAGUUUAACCUUCCUGCUGCAGUUCCAACUGCAAAAUUAUUGCCAACACCUGCUGGACCUGGAGCACUACCUUCAGGUGUUCCUCCUUCAACCACUUUGAUGAACAGCAAGGAUCUACACAGCAAAAGCUGCAAGCCUGGAAUGACUGAGGAAGCCUUAGGUAUGAAUGAUACUUGUUCUACCAGUGCAAGUGGUGCUGAUUUGUAUGAUCCUGAUCAACCCUUGUGGAAUAACAAUGGCCUGGAAGCAUCAGCUGCACUCUCAGGACUACAUUCACCCACGAUUGAUGAAACAGAAUCCUCGCUAAAUGAUGAUAUCUUUGAUCAUCAUCAUGGUGUCGGUUCAAGUUCGAUUACUAAAUAAAGAGCUUGUCAUGAAGAACAAAUUUUUUAAUAAAGUAGAGGAUAAUAUGGCUGUCUGUAUAUGGUCGAAGAAAACGUAAUUGGAAAAGGGAGAUAGCUUGAUAGUGGGGUAUAUGUCAGAGUUAUGGGACUUUACUUGUAUUAGCGUGACACAGAAUGAUCUUCGGGAAUUGAAAGAAAUGUGAGCCCAAUGGGGUGAUGAAGUCAAACAGCUAUUUUACGACAUUACGGUGAUUUACUCUACUUGACAUCAAGAUAGAUAAGCAUCUAUUUUGGGCUUUGGCCCAAUUUUGAAAUUCGGCCUACAAUUGUUUCACCUUAAAGAACGUAGAUUUGGUGCCCACAGUGGAAAAAUAUACCAUCCUAUUUUGAUGCCCAAGGUUUCAAGUUUACAAGAGCUAUUCUAAAGCCGCUAAUGUUUUGACCUUUAUAAAAAAAUUGAUCAAUAUCACUGAAAUUAGUGAGCAGUGGGUUACGGUUAGGAUCAAACAGAAAGGAAAAAGCAAAUGUAUCCUCUCAAAAAGUUUGCGAGACUUGAUUUUGGCACACCCAAACGUGAAAAAGAGGGUGGAUGUUUUUACUUUAAGUAUCUACGUGUUAGUGGUUUUCCCUGAGGCAUUGGAGCAUGUAGAUGAAAUAGUUUCUGAUCUGUUUAACCGACUGGAUAAGAGAAUUACGUCGAUUCUUGCGAUUUUAGCCGAAACAUUUAGGUCCUUCAAUGCGUGUCGAAGAGCUAGUGAAGGUCGAUUUAUAGGAUGUGCGCAAUUGCUACUAGUUUGGUUUCAUAGCCAUUUCUGAAAGGUAAAUAAGGUGUCAUAUCGGGUGUUUUCUAAGAAUUACUUACCAUUAAAGGAAAUAGUUUCUACACUAAGACUGGAUAACAUAUUAGAGGAAAGAUAGAUGGCAAUCCUCUAAAAUCUUCAAGAAGAGGAUGUCGAGUGGAGAGCCCUUUAGUUGGUUUCCGACGAGAUCUUAUACCGAUAUGGGGAUUUUAACUGGGUCCCCCUACUUGGGAUUUGUGAAGCCGUAGGAUAUGCUCUUUUGCUCGUGUUGAGGCAGGACCGAUCCAGACAGUUCAUACCAACAACUUAUGGGCUAGCUUAGUGCGAGUUUUCGUAUAAAGGGAAUAAUUGUAGGAAGAAGGUACGAGAGAUGUCCAACGUUUGAAAUCAGACUCGCCGGAUAAAGAGAUUGACAGUAGGUUCGAUAAUAACCCCCAAGUAUAAUAGUUGGCAGAGUAAGAGAAUCAAUGACAAUAUUCCCGAGCCAAAUCAAUAAGGCGUAGGUCGAUGGAAAAAUAUCUAAAAGUGGUCUUAUUCGAGUUAGAAAUUAUAAAGCAUGACUUUUAGAGAAUGAAUACAGAACUCGGAAAGAAGAUAUAACAACUAAAAGAGGAAAAGAUACAUUUGAGGCUAAAUAUCGAUGUUUAGAAGUUAGAGACCGAGAAAUAGAGAAAAUGAAAGAAUAAGGCUGAGGAAGAUUUAAAUAGUCUAAAAACGGAUUAUAAGAAAUUGCGCCUAUCGAUGAGAACUGCUGGAUUGGGAAAAAUGUCUGAAUAAUGGUGACACGAGAUUCAAGAAGAGAAGGCCAAAACCAAUCGAUUGGAGAGAAAAUACCAAGACGCUUAGGGUAAAAAAUAAGCCUUAGAAAAUAGUUUUUCGGAAGCCCAAAACGAGAAGUUUUGGUUAAUAACCAGAAUAGCGAAAUUAUAAAAAUCGCUUCAUCAGCAUUGUAGUCGUAACUCUGCAAUGGAGCUGAAGGCGAGCUUGGAUAAGAUUAAAUAGCUGAAAAGGAAAGUCGAAGAACUCGAGAUUACGUUACAAAACAGUGAGCCUUGGGUUGAACUCCUUGAAGCAAGUAAUGAGCGGUGUAAUAAGUAACUUUAUCAAUCUCAAGGUCUAAUUAGGGACAGAGAUUAUAUUAUGCGUGAGGCUGUAGCUCAGAUUCAGGAGGUAGCUGACCAUUUACAGAUUUUAGUAGUUGAAACAGAUGUAUUGAGUGUGAAAUAUGAAUUAGAAUCAGACCGAGGUCAGGAAUUGGCUUGGUUGCUUAGGAAAAUUAAAACUUUGAGCAUUAAUGCUAAGCCGUAUCUGUAAUCCAUUUUUAUGUAAAGAAUAUUAUUUUCUAGUAAAGUUCUAAAUUAAAUUGAA
Molecule: messenger RNA, 3636 nt
Organism: Gossypium arboreum
Lineage: Eukaryota; Viridiplantae; Streptophyta; Magnoliopsida; Malvales; Malvaceae
Product: zinc finger CCCH domain-containing protein 41-like
Exons: 4
Coding region: 342-1487 (381 amino acids)
Cellular component (GO): nucleus
Molecular function (GO): metal ion binding; RNA binding
Source: RefSeq, a predicted model, not a curated record